UGAAUCUGAGUUUGCUCUAUGGUGGACUGCGCGCGUUGAAGUCACGAUGAUAUGUUGCAAGCGCUUUGCAGAUGUGAAGGGCGUUUCUUCCUCUUUCGCAUUUUAUUAACCGCGGCCGGAGUUAAGAACGACGUUUUGUCAUGCCCUACCCCACCAAAGCGGCUGCCACGGUACUUAAUGGUGAGACCACUCGCAUUUGAGUCCUUCCCAUCACCGUUACCCAAGCGUACUUGAAUAGAUCCAUUGAAAUGCCUGCCGUCGAGUCAAAGUUCGAUCCCAAGGACAUGGAGUUCCGUCGCCUGGGGCCUGCAGGUCUCAAGGUCUCCGUGUUCUCUCUUGGAGGCUGGUUGACCUACGGAGGAACACAAAAAGGAAACAUCGUAAAGGAGAUUAUGGAAGCAGCUUGGGGUCACGGCGUCAACUUCUUCGAUACUGCUGAGGUCUACUCCGCGGGCCAGUGUGAAAUCGAGAUGGGCAACGCCUUCAAGGAGCUCGCAUGGCCGCGUGACGAGUAUGUCUUGUCCACCAAGGUCUUCUUUGGAACCUCGAGGAAGGAACCCAACACUCGUGGUCUUAGCAAGAAGCACAUUGUUGAGGGCUUGAAGAGCUCCCUGAAGCGCCUGCAGCACGACUACGUGGAUGUUGUGUUCGCUCAUCGUCACGAUCCUGAUGUUCCCAUGAAGGAGAUCGUUGAAGCCUUCACUCAGGCGAUCCACAUGAACCUCGCCUACUACUGGGGAACGUCGGAGUGGUCUGCCGCUCAAAUCCAGGAAGCCACCGAGAUCGCGGAGAAGUACCACCUCAUCGCUCCCAUUGUCGAGCAGCCUCAGUACAACGCCUUCCACCGCGAGCGAUUCGAGAAGGAGUACGCUCCCUUGUACGAGAAGUUCCAGUACGGCACAACUAUUUGGAGUCCGCUUGCGUCUGGUCUCUUGACAGGCAAGUACAAUGAGGGCAUCCCUGAAGACUCUCGCUUCGCUACCAACCAGGCGUUUUUCAAAAAGACAAUUGAUGAGCUGAAGAGCGAUGAGGGUCAGGCAAAGAUCGCGAAGGUCAAGAAGUUGACCAAAAUUGCUGAGAAGCUCGAUGCUUCGACGAGCCAACUGGCACUCGCCUGGGCUGCAAAGAAUCCUCACGUAUCGACCGUCAUUUUGGGUGCCAGUAAGGUGCAGCAGGUUCACGACAACUGCGCUGCUCUGAAGUUGCUCCCUAAGCUGACUCCUGAAGUCAUGGAGGAGAUCGAGGGUAUCCUUGGAAACAAGCCUUGACUGUCUUUCAAGCUUCGAGAAUCGAUCAACCACUGAGGUUCAGGGGAAAUCGCAAUUUCGCAUACUCCAAAUUGUCAAGCCGGGUAACAGAAGAUGCUGAACAGUUGGUGCUGAUUGAAUGACAAGCGACGAAGACACAAUGUGCACAAUAACAUGCCUUGAAUUGGUUUAUUUGAUGAGCACCCAAAACUUUUGGCUCGAACUGCCACUGUGCGCUAGGCUUCGCCUCCAGAAAGCAGGGCCGCGGAAAAGCGAGGCUGGUGAUCGCUGCACCGAGCGGGGCAGAAUGCGGGCUCUGUGUCGACGGUCCGACGGACGAUGUUCCUCCCAUAUACACCCCC
Molecule: messenger RNA, 1609 nt
Organism: Didymella exigua CBS 183.55
Lineage: Eukaryota; Fungi; Ascomycota; Dothideomycetes; Pleosporales; Didymellaceae
Product: voltage-gated potassium channel subunit beta-1 channel subunit beta-1
Exons: 4
Coding region: 249-1268 (339 amino acids)
Source: RefSeq, a predicted model, not a curated record